Molecule: messenger RNA, 4062 nt
Organism: Cotesia congregata
Lineage: Eukaryota; Metazoa; Arthropoda; Insecta; Hymenoptera; Braconidae
Source: the annotation of a GenBank genome assembly
AUGCGUGGUAUCUCACUGAGGCUGGUGUUGCUUUUAUUAUUAUGGAUAGUAAGUCCAGAUUGUUUAGCGAAUACUAACAAAACGGAAAGAGCUACUAAAAGUCGAUCAAGAUCAUCUUGGCGCUUAGUGAUAUGUCUGUCGCAUUCUCAGUCUCCAACGAGAACGGACGUCCAACAAGCAUGGGAACAAGCAAGACUGGAGUCUAUUCACAACGAUUUGGAAUUGUCAUACAUCGAAGGGCGUAUGACAUCAUUAUCAGACUCACAGUCAAAUCCAUUGGCUCUUAUCAAUAAAUUUUGUACGGCUAUUGAAGAUGGAAGAAUUAUAUUAAAUCUUGUUAUUGGUGGAGGAGCCGCUGCAAGAUUUCUUAUGACAGCUGGUGCUUCCCUUAAUAUUCCAUCACUUUGGUUACCACUAACACACAGAGACUUUCUCAGACAGGGUAAGCUUGGACGUUUUGAAACUCGACUUGGUUCUGGAUCUGAACAAAUGGGUGCGGCUGCUAUUGCAUUGAUGGAUAAAGCACACUGGCAUGCAUUUACACUUUUUAUUGAUACAACACUAUUACCAAUUCAUCAUUUUGUACCUAAAAAUCAUGAUAAAUUACUACCAAGAAAAACAAUUUAUCUACCGACUAGUGAAAAGAGUCUCAAAUUAAGACUGAGAAAAGUUUCUGAUGAAGGUGGAAGUGGCAGCGUAAUUGUAUUAGCUUGUGAUUUAAAUGAAGCUAAAAAAAUUUUCAUUAUUGCCAACAAAUAUCAAAUGCUCAAUGGUCGAUUUCUCUGGUUAUGGCUGGAUUUAAAAUCGGAAUUAAGACCUAAUGAACCGAGUUUAAUUAAUUCUAAUAUUAUGUAUAGUUCUUUAACGUCAUCAUCAGUUAAAAUAGAAAAUAGUCCACCAGUUAAUAUGAGAACGACAAGACAUACGAGUGGUUAUUUUUUAAAUGAUAAAAUCCAUUUACCUUCAUUGUCUAAUUUAGCAAAUGACAUUCAUAAUCUUCAGGAAUAUCAGUGGUGGGGUGAAAAGCCAAUAAAAAAACGUGAAGAUAAAACAUUUACGUUUGACGAUGAUGAAGAGGUGCGUAUGAGUGAUAAAAAUCUUAAUUCAAAAACUUUUAUGCCCGUCGGUAUGCUCGCUCUCAGGCCAUCGAGCAUGAGGAUAGCCGGUGGUGAUGCUUUACUAUCACGAAUGUUAAGAGAAACGUCUCAAGCACUAGAUAAUACUUUUUUGGAGUAUAAAUCGUCGUUAAAUCGCUUAAGGGACACGCAGAUAAAAGAGUACUUUUUUUCCACAUGUUUUUUUACAUCAGAUAAUACAUCAAUUCCCGAGAUAAAAGAAAAUAUUUCUAAAAGUUUGACUAAGAAAUUGAGAGAAUCAAUGCGCCAGAUAUCUCAUGACAAAGCAGAAUUUCAAUUAUUAAAUUUACAAGCUGUACAAUUUCCGGGAAAUAAAACUCAGUUAAGAUGGACUAAAGUUGGUUCAGUGAGAGGAGGUAAAGACGUUAGAAUAGAUACAAUAACUUGGCCAGGAGGUGGAAUAGUGCCUGCUUACAUGAAACAGAAUGGGGAAAAAGUUGGAAUGCCGUGGUAUCAAAUUGUAACAGCAAUUGCCCCACCAUUUAUUAUGGUAACAAAUUUGCAACAGCAACUGUGCUUAAGAGGAUUACCUUGUCGUAAAGGAGAUACAAUCAAAUGUUGUUAUGGUUUUACCAUAGACUUAUUGUCAUUGAUUGCCAGAGAAUUAAAUUUUCGUUUUGAUUUAUAUAUUGCACCAGAUGGCCUGUUUGGCAGAAAAAAUGGACUCAACGGCACCUGGAAUGGUGUAAUUGGAGAAUUAUUACAUGGUCGAGCUCAAUUGGCUUUUGCGCCAAUAAGUGUCUCAGCAAGACGUGCAGAAGUUAUUGACUUUACAAUUCCUUAUUAUUUUAGUGGUGUUAGCUUUUUAGCUGCUCCAAAAACUAAUUCCCAUAUUUCACUAUUGGCAUUUCUGUUACCUUUUAGCACCAAUUUAUGGAUUGCGAUAUUUACAUCACUCAAUGUUACAGCAGUUGUAGUUGCACUUUUUGAAUGGCACAGUCCAUUUGGAUUGAAUCCAUGGGGUCGACAGCGUAAUAAAAAUUUUUCAAUGGCCUCAGCACUUUGGGUUAUGUGGGGAUUACUUUGUGGACACCUUGUAGCCUUUAAAGCACCCAAGUCAUGGCCUAACAAAGUUCUUAUCAAUGUAUGGGGUGGAUUUUCGGUAAUCUUCGUAGCCUCUUACACCGCUAACAUAGCUGCUCUUAUAGCCGGUCUUUUUUUCCAUUCAUCAGUCAGUAACUAUCACGAUCGUAGUCUAUUAUUACAAAAGGUCGGCGCACCACGAGCGUCAGUUGCAGAAUAUUAUGUGCAAAAAGCCAGUCCUGGGUUAUGGACUCAUAUGUCUCGCUUUUCUCUCUCGGAUGUUGCUGAAGGCGUUGAACGAUUACUUAAUGGCAGCUUAGAUAUACUGAUAGCAGAUACACCAAUAUUGGAUUACUAUCGAGCGACCGAUGAUGGCUGUAGACUGAGUAAGAUCGGUGAAACAAUUAGUGAGGAUACAUACGCUGUUGCUUUGACCAAGGGUCAUCCUCUUCAAGAAAGUAUUUCGAAGGUCAUUGCAAAUUAUACAGCUAACGGCAUGUUAGAUAUUUUACAAGAAAAAUGGUAUGGAGGCCUACCAUGUAUUCCCGGACAAGAAGGAAGAGACGCAGUUUUUGGUUCAGGUUCUGGAGGCCACCCCCGACCUCUUGGUGUUAGAUCCGUAGCGGGAGUAUUUUGUUUAUUGGGCUUGGGUAUUGCCGUGGGAGGAAUUAUACUUGUGGGAGAAUAUUUGUUUUUUAAAUACACCCUACCAAAUUUACGACAUAGACCGAAAACUUCUAUUUGGCGAAGCCGCAAUGUUAUGUUUUUUUCACAGAAACUUUAUAGGUUCAUAAAUUGUGUGGAGCUGGUAUCACCUCGUCAUGCAGCUAGAGAGUUGGUUCACACCGUAAAGCAAGGUCACAUAACAUCGUUAUUUCAAAAAAGUGUUAAAAGGAAGGAACAUGAGCGGCGUCGACGUAAGAGCAGAGGCCAAUUCUUUGAGAUGAUUCAAGAAAUUCGUCGAGUACAACAAGAAGUGAAAGAUGAUGCUAAUGCAAAGGAAUUGGAAGCAACUCGAGCAGCCAAAAAAGAAGAAAAAAAUACUAAAGAAAAGGAACGUAGUCGAAGUAAAAGUCCACUGAUGCCUUUAAGCCCUAAAAGACCCGAAAAAAGUAGAAGCUCAAUAAAUUUGUCCAGCUCUCGACUUGGUUUGUCGCCAGUUAAUUUCGAUACACCGAUGAAACCCCGUGAGUUUACAUUAAGCAGUACAAAUCUUAGGGUACGCAGUCCACUCGAAACAGUAGGAAGAAGAUUGAGUCACGGAGAUGAUGGAUCACCGCCACCUCGCCUCAGUACACCCAGUUUUGGUGGAAGUGCAACUCUAAGGCCAGCACCUAUUAAAUCAGAUUCCAUUAGUGGUGGAGUACCUACUCCAAAGUACUCACAUAGUCCCGCAAAACGAGGUCAGUCUUUUCCAGCUUUUGCAACUCUCAAACGACCACCUCCACCACCAACAACAGCAUAUCCAUCUAGUAGUCAUCAUGUGAUAUCAAAAAGUCCUCUUUUAUCACCAAACAAUGAGCAAUCUGCUGUAAUCGGCCGCAAGCUGUCUAGAGAAUGGGGAUCAGGAACAAUUGAUCUAAGUCGAUCCUCGGAAGCAAUCGGGUCUUUAUCUACAUAUAACCUCAGUCAAGAGAAUACAUUCAAUACUGAGAGGCCAACACGUAAAAAGAGUCAAGAAGAUCUCUUGGCAUUAAAUAAAAAGCCUGUGAGACGUGCGCGUAGUCAUGAAAAUCGUGAUACAAGUGGUAAAUCAAUCAAUAAUUCACCAUCACCAAGACUAAUGGCUCAACCCUCAGUAGGGGGUAGAUCUGUCAGUGAACGUACGAAGAAACAACUCGAGUCAGAGCUUAAAGCUAUUUUGACUGCUAGAGCACAUCAUCGGGAUCUACAUCCUCCUUGA